Molecule: messenger RNA, 7592 nt
Organism: Lagopus muta (rock ptarmigan)
Lineage: Eukaryota; Metazoa; Chordata; Aves; Galliformes; Phasianidae
Gene: HASPIN
Product: histone H3 associated protein kinase
Exons: 1
Coding region: 1495-3948 (817 amino acids)
Biological process (GO): protein phosphorylation; mitotic cell cycle; intracellular signal transduction
Cellular component (GO): nucleus; cytoplasm
Molecular function (GO): histone H3T3 kinase activity; ATP binding
Source: RefSeq, a predicted model, not a curated record
CAAGUCUGCUGCUGCGGGAGCCUGGCUGGGGUAUGACGUUAAUGACUCCAAAUGAGUCAUUUGCAAAUCUUCUCAUUCAGGGAGAUGGCAUAACAGUGCUGCUGCAGAGUGCAUUACAGUCAGGGCGAGGCGACACACCACAGCCACACCAUCAACAAGGCUUUUGUACAGAGGAUUUUAUUCAAAACUCAGAUUGCAAAUAAAUUUAGAAGCAGACACAGCAAGACUUCCAUGGAAGCAGUACAAAAAACCAUCUGUGGUUUGGAUGUUCACUAAUCCCUUAAGUGCCAUCCAAUUACUGCAAAUGCCUUUGGCAUCCACUACAGCAAUCGUGAAGAAUUAAAUGAUCGAAUGGCACUCAUUGGAAAUCACGAGUCACAGAACUCUAUAAUGCAUUUAAGAAAAAAAAUCUAAAAAGGAAAACAUCAGAACCCACUGCAAAAGUUGACCUCUUUGGGAGCCAUGAGGGACAACAAAAGGGAUUAAGUAAUGAGGGACGCUUAAUUCAGAGAAGAAACUAGAAGAAAAAAAGAGAGAGAUUGGGAGUGUAAGAACGCUGGAUGAAGAAGAGGUAACUUUAACUUGCAGCUCCUCAUCCUUAGCACAAACUCUGACAAUUAAUUUUGUAGAAUCAUAGAAUGGGUUGAAAAGGACCCCAAUGAUCAUCUGGUUCCAACCCCUGCUGUGUGCAGGGUCACCAACCAGCAGCCCAGGCUGCCCACAGCCACAUCCAGCCUGACUUUGAAUGCCCCCAGGGAUGGGGCAUCCACAGCCUGCUUGGGCAACCUGUUCCAGUGCGUCAGCAUCUUCUGAGUAAAAACCUUCCUCCUAAUAUCAUAAUUAAUGACCUCUCCUAAGGGAAAGUAACCAAAACACUCCCAGCAGCUUUUCUGUGCCGUGACUUAUCGGUGUGGUCAGGCUGCAGAGAUCUCCAGGUGCUUCAGAACAGCCAGGGCUCCAGUAGCAGAUGGGGAAGGGGGGCUGGGAAGGCUGCAGGGCUGCUGUGGGGGUAGGCAGAGAAGGGCAGCAGCUGCACGGCUGUAACGGUGCCUGGGAAAGGUACAGCAAGGCACUAUGGCUUCAGCCAUCAGUGCGGCAUUCCUACACAGGCUGGGAUCUUUUGCAAGACUUUAUUCUCAAAAAUAGGUGCAAUUAAGAACUGCAAAGCACACACGCACAUAUAUAUAUAUAUAUAUAUAUAUAUGUCGCAGCCUACAUACUCAUACAUCAGUGUAUGUGUGUAUUCGCAAAACGGUCUUUCUCUUCUCAUUUGCAACAGCACACAGGGCAGCCUCUGCCUACCCAUUUCUACUUCUGUCUCCACUUCCUCCAGCUCUCCGCUCCCGCAGCUCAGCCCGGAUCCGCAGGGCGAGGCUCCCUGGCGGCGCUCCCCGUCCGCUCCACCCCCCCGUCCCUCCGCAAUCUCGCGAGAUUUUGUUUGAAACGGAGGCGGGAGGCCGAAGCUCGGCUCAGGCCCGGCCCGGCCCGGCCGCGAUGCCGCGGAUGCUGCGCACGUACUCGCGGCGCGGCGGCUACCUCCGCGUUCUGCCGCAGCCCGACCGCUGGAUUUCGCCCCCUCAGGACCGCAGACGGCUCUUCAGCUCCUCCUCAGCCGCCUCCAGCGCUCUCUCCAGCGCCCUCUCCAGCGCCCCCUCCGCCACCUCGGACGACCCCGACUUCUCGCCGCCGAGGAAGCGCCGCCAGAAGCCGUUGGGUGAGCGCCACGCCCGCUCCCGGUACCUGCGGAGCCGGCGCGGGGCGGAGAAGGAGAACCUGCCCCCGGCCGCCCUCAGCUCCCCGUCGCCCUCCCCGCCGCCGCCCCGCCGCCGCCGCCGCCGCCAGGGGUCGCCCUCCGCCGCCCGCCGCCCGCUGCUCUGCAGCACCCCGCACUGGGCGCCCCCCUGCGGCUCCGCUCGCCUUUCCCGCCGCGCCGCCGCGCCGCUCCCGGAGCUCAGCACCAGCGUGGAGGGCGGCUCGGUGCUGCACUGCAGCCCGGAGCUCUUCUCGUCUCACGACGCCUCUGUCGGCGGCGCCCUCGACUCGCCGGGGGCAUCGCGGGCCGGCUCGGAGCGGCCGUCGCCGCGCACGCGGAGCGGGAGGGACGACGGGGCAACGGGAGCGCCCCGAGCGGCAGCACCGAGCGAGAGCUCGGCGCCGGGGCUGCGCUCGCAAACGGCCCGCAGGGCUCUGAGGUCGUCCGUGCGGGAGCCUCUGCGCGGAGCCGCGGCAGCCGCUCCCGUCGACGGUGAACCGCAGCGCGGCGCCGCCGGCUCGUCAGGGCUCCGCGGCGAUGUGAAGGGCGAUGAGACGACGGGGAGCCCGGGCGGACGCGCGGACGCGGCCGAGCGGCGGCUGAUGCCGGUAGUGGUUUUGGAGCGAAGGGACGAGCUGCUGCGGCUGAGCGGCCGGAAGGCGGCGUCCCCGCUGGGCGGCCGAGGAGCCGCGAAGCAGCGACGUAAAAGCGCCGAACUGAUCCCCGGGGAGGGCGGCACCUGCAGGAAAGCCUGCAUCAGCGGCUUCAGCGCCAGCCGCUGGGGGAGACAACCGCGGCUCCGUCCGCGUGGGUACAAAAAUAAGUGGCAGCAGCAGGCGGGAGCCUCCUUCGGGAGAGCGCAGUUGAGACGAAGAGGAAAGAAGAAGGGUGUGCAGAUGUCGGGAGGGGCGCGGGACGCUGAGUGCUCAUUCCUCGAUAACUCCCACCGCUGGGGUAGAUUUCGAGCAUCUCUGUCGUUCCAUAAGAAAAAGAAAGUGAUCACAGAUGACAGUUCCUACGCCAGCAUCCUUUGUAAUCCCUUUGUGAAUCCCCAGCUUUCUGGGCACCAAGCAACCCUGUCUUCUAGUAAGGCUGAGAGCUACGCCUUGUCUGCUUCCUCCGUGAUCCUGCUGGCUCCCAUGAGUUCUUCAGCCUUAGAGAUCACGCUUACGGAUGCAGAGAAGGUGUUUAGGGAGUGCCAGCAGGAGGAACCUAUUGCUUUUGAGGAUUGCAUUCCCUUAGAUAAGAUGAAAAACUGCAAGAAAAUCGGAGAAGGGGUGUUUGGAGAGGUUUUCCAGAUCGACAGUGAGAGAGGACCUGUGGCCUUAAAAAUAAUUCCCAUUGAAGGAACUGAAAGGGUGAACGGUGAAGCUCAAAAGAGCUUCGGAGAGAUCCUGCCUGAAAUAAUAAUUUCAAAGGAACUCAGUCUUCUGUCUGAAGAGUCCAUGAAUAGGACUGUAGGGUUCAUCAGCUUGUACUCUGUGCACUGUGUUCAAGGGGCUUACCCUAAAUACCUCCUAAAAGCCUGGGACGCAUACAACAAGGCAACAGGAUCCGAAAAUGAUCGGCCAGACCUGUUUGGAGAAGAGCAACUCUUCAUUGUUCUGGAGUUUGAAUUUGGAGGCAGUGAUUUGGAGAACAUGAGAAAGAAACUGAGUUCUGUGGCUUCAGCAAAAAGCAUUCUGCACCAGGUGACUGCUUCGCUGGCUGUGGCAGAACAGGAACUGCACUUUGAGCACAGAGACUUGCACUGGGGGAACGUGCUGGUCAAGAAAACAGAUGCAAAGGAGCUUAGCUACGUGUUGAAUGGGACUACGUGCACAAUCCCCACAGCAGGGAUCCAUGUCAACAUCAUAGAUUACACCUUAUCUAGGCUGGAGAAAGAUGGGUUAACUGUCUUCUGCGACCUUUCCACUGAUGAAGAGCUGUUUCAAGGCACAGGGGACUACCAGUUUGAUAUCUACAGGCAAAUGAAAGCGGAGAACUCCAACGGCUGGACUGACUAUCAUCCACACAGCAAUGUCCUCUGGCUCCACUACUUGACAGAUAAACUUUUGAAGGAUGUAGUGUACAAGAAAAAGGAAUCAUCUUCUGCCAUGAGAAAAAUAAAGCAGCAGCUCACAAAGUUCCAUAAAGAAGUACUGACUUUUGGGUCUGCCAGUGAAGUUUUAGGCACCAGCAGCCUCUUCCAAUGAGUAAGGGAGUGCAGGGUUUCCAAGAACUGAUGCUGCCCUUCUCCUUUGCUGUCUUUAAUGAAUGGUCGAUUAAAUGUUAGCAGAAUGAAGUGUUAACAUCAGUUAGCAAUGUGAAUGGUAAACUAUCAAAAAUGUGUAAAAAAAACCCCCACAAAAAGUCUUCUGCUCUAGCAUGUUUCCAUAUGUGCUCUCUUUGAGGGGUGAGGGUGGAAAGGAAAUGGAUUCGACCUUGCAGAGGAGGGGGAGCAGAUUCAGGCCCAGUUCAUGUUUUGAAUUCCACUUAGGUUAUUAAAAGUUCUUUCCUCAUUCUAUCGAUUUUCUUACCAAGUUCUUUGCUUAAAAACAAAAUCAACCAAUCAAACAAACGAACCCCACGAUGCUGCAGACAGGUGAGCGCUGGUAGCCCAGCCACAGAAAGGGGAGGAAGGCACUUUCAGUUUUGUAAACGACCUUUUGUUCAUUUUGGCACAGCUUGUGCUUGGCGUGAGGCCAUAAAAGGUAAAUUUCCCAAAGUUUCUGUAGUUGUGUUUUUAAAAACACUCAUCUGCAAUAAUACAUUUUUUUUCCCUCUCUGUGAGGACUGCUGUUAAUGUGAUCACAUACUGUGUUAUUUUAAAAAGCACCCGUGCUCCUGAUACAUGUUUGACAGCUCUGACCUUGUAUGCUGAUAGGAUCCCAAAGCUGUGACCUGGUAGCAUUAAAGUGAUUUUCUCCAUUUAUCUAGAGGAGAAAAUGCACAGGGGGUUCUUCAGCCUUCAUGGCAACUGGGUGAGACAAACUAAAGCUGAAGGUAUACUUGCAUCAAACUUGAAUUCUUUGUUUUCAAGAAGUCCUAGGCUAACAUUCCCGUACAUCAAAGAAACUGGCCUGCAGAGGAAGACAAAUCAAUCCAAGUGAACAUUCAAUGUAAUUAUUAUUGAAAAUUAGUACAUCCAGUGACCCAGGUGUAUGAAGGAAUGGAGAGGAAAAACCUCCCCAUCUUCAAGGCUCUUACUUUUGCUAUCUUAAGCUACAGAAUGCAACCUGACAAUCUGCACUGCUUGAAAUUGUUAGGCUGGAAAUCACACUCUGUGCAGUUGCUGCAGAUGAGUCCGCAUUUCCUUUUUAAAAAUGUUGUUUAAUAAAAUUCUGUGUAUUAAUCAGCUCCAUAUAUUUUAAUAGAAGGCAUGUGACAAGAAAGGAAUAUGAACAGCAACGCACAGGAGCUCCUGAGCAAGAGAAAUGCCCUGAUUCUGUUCUCAUUCAUUUGGAAUCAAAGUUUUGUCCAUUUGGGACAAAACUGAAUUAUGUUGCUCAUCUGUUUUCUCUGCUAAGUUGGAAGGAGGAUGGCAGCACCCGGCUUUCCAGUUCAGUAAGCACAAGCUUUUAAAUAUGCACUAUUCUGAAAUGUUGACCUUAAAGACUGCUCUAUUUUUUACUGAAAUAAUGAAGUUUGAGUAAGGCUAUAAUCAUAAGGGAAGGAAAGAUUUUUCACAUGGAUCCAAACACUUUGGAAGGUUACAAGGGACAAGUAUAAUUUUGUGAAACCAGUGCCUCACAAACAGAAUGGCAGGAAUUCAUAGAACCACAGAACCAUAGAAUGGCCCAGGUUGAAAAGGAUCACAAUGCUCAUCUGUGCUAUGUGCAAGGUCACCAACCACCAGACCAGGCUGCCCAGAGCCACAUCCAGCCUUUCUUGUUCAGUUCUCAGUGUGUUUUGUGGUGAAAAUAGCAAAACUCAGUGAUAGUAACAAUGAUUGCAGGCUUACUUUAGAACAGACUUUCAUCUAAUUGCCAAAUCACUGAGGAGCUUGGCAAUUCUGAGGGAAAAGAAGGCUAUAGCAAAAUACUGGUUACACUGCAAAUACUCUUUAACUCACUGGGAUCCUGUUAAAGCAAAAUGUAUUUGGUGCUUGGCAUUCCUUCCAGAGCAAAGCUUAAAGUGCAGGAAUUAAGAAAUGAUCUCCUGCCUUGGGGAAAUGCACGUGAGUGACAGGCUGAAUGUGAACAAACAGAGGCUAUGGCCUGACUGCAAAGGUACAGCAGCAAGAGCAGCUACUCAAAGUCCCAUUUAGAGGUAGGAAAAAAUGAAAAUAAUCAUCUCUACUUACAGUUGUUUUCUUGAACGCUGGGUGCCCAGCUCCACAGUUUAAGGGUAAGCCUGCAGAAGUGAAUGGUAGCGGUUGGCCACAGUGAAUAGCAGGAGAGGAUGGCUGCCAACCAAAUAGGAACACUUUAAUGUUGAAUAAAAAUAGAUUGGGAAACUCAACUGCGUCUGCCCCCAUAAAAUGCAUGAGGUGGAUGCAGCCCAAUAAAAGACUGGGAGUCUUAAAUCAGUAUUUCAGGCUGCAGUCCUAACAAGCAGAACGCUGCCCUGCGCUGCCCUGCCUCAGCAUUCGUUUGGUAGUAAAUGAAUGGGAGCCCGAGCUGUUUGCUUUGGGAAUUCUGUCCUAGCUCAACAGUUUGCUGUUCUGCAAUCUUACCUCAGCCAUCACCUUAAAGUGGAGAUUUUUAGGACAGCUCAAGAUGUGUGAGUCAUCACUAUGGAACCUUUGCCUCCUUGCAGUGGCCCACCACUGCUUCCCUUCUAGUAGACAGAAAAAUGAGACAGGUGACAUGUUUUCUAAUCUUAUGUCAUAACCGAGCGACCCAAAUCAUCUUGUUCUGCUGGUUGCUCCCUCCAAGGACUUUCACACAUGGGGCAGUGCUACAGCCCUGCUGAUUAUUCAGUAUUACUCAGCACGUGGAGGAAAAUGCUUCCUUAAUAUUAAAGCCCUAUCUCCAAACAUCAAAUAACAUUUUUCCAUUUCUGUUUUACAUCAACACAGCUUUUAAAAACUGUCCUACUCGAGUUGCUGUUCUGUAGAUCUCCAGGCAUUCACAGAGGAGGUAAAAACAUGUGAGAUUCCCAACAGCUUCCCACAAGGCGAGUGAAAUGAAGAGGCUGUGACAGUUCAGGCUGUGGGAUUUUCAGUGCUUUGUUGCAGGUACCAGAAGUUGUCCUCAGAGCAGAGCCUCUGAGGAAGUGUAGGACUGCAGGCUGAUCACAGUUCCCAUUUGUUACCUUGCUGAGACACCAGUAAAGCUGGGAUUAUAUUGAAAGUUUUGACGUAAUGAUGCUGCUGUUCUGGAAAAUUAGUAUUCUCUCAGGAUGGAAUCUCAAGUGGGUGAGAGAGUGAACAACUGGUCAAUGAAGAGCAAGCAAGAAGCACGUAUCAGUGCUUGGAUCAUUACAGGAAAAAAAGUUUUAAGAAAUCCUGGCAGCAAGACUAAGAAGUGCUCAGCUUUUCCAUAACGUUCCACCUGAGCCAUGCUGGCCUAUUUACAGAAGUUCCACUUUUUGCUGGGAAUGUAAAAAACCCCAGUCAGUCUGAAGGAACAGACAGCCAAAAUACACCAGUAUGGAGAGAGUCUCAAAAUGAAACACUCUGUUUAUAUUUCCAUUAGAUAAACUCAUUAUCUAGUGGUACAAAUUCUCGCUUUAUCUACAGUGUGUUUUCAAAUAAAAAACGCAAGGACAAAAUUGAAGCUGUCCAUCCUUUCCUUCCCUUGGUGAGCUCCACAAGUCAUUCAGCUAGCAGAGAUCUGAUUGAAAACAAGGCACGGUCAGCCAAGGUUUUCUUGUGUGUAAAUGACUUAAAUCAUCAGUGCUGAACUGCAGACAU